CCCCGCCGCCGCGCCGGCGCCUGGAGCUCGCCUGCGAAGGAGUCCAGACGCCUAGCAGGCAAGAUCCUCCAUACUGUGCUGGCUGUUUCUUGUGCAGUCUGUGCCGCCCUCUGUAUAUGCAUUGCACACCGGAAUAGUCUGCAGCGGAGAUUGCGCUGUCUAAUCUUCAGCCCAGCUCUGAUCGUCCUUCUUAUUGAUUGCGCCUGCCUGAUAACUGGGGCACAACUCAAGAUAAGGACUCAGGAGUCACCCGCAAAGAUGUGCUUCGUGAAGCAGAGGCACUAACGAGCUCUGCAGAGGGUGCGUGCUGAGAGAGGCACCAGCAGGGAGGAAGAAGAGCAAAGGCUCCAAAACCCAGAGAAAGAGCUCUCAGGAUGCCGGAGCCAGCGAAGUCCACCUCUGCCCCCAAAAAGGGCUCCAAGAAAGCCGUGACGAAGACCCAGAAGAAGGGCGAUAAGAAGCGACACAAGAGCAGGAAAGAAAGCUACUCCAUCUACGUUUACAAGGUGCUGAAGCAGGUCCACCCCGACACCGGCAUCUCCUCCAAGGCCAUGGGCAUCAUGAACUCCUUCGUCAAUGACAUCUUUGAGCGCAUUGCUGGAGAAGCCUCCCGCCUGGCCCAUUACAACAAGCGCUCCACCAUCACCUCCCGGGAGAUUCAGACGGCCGUGCGCCUGCUGCUCCCGGGAGAGCUGGCCAAGCACGCCGUCUCGGAGGGCACCAAGGCCGUCACCAAGUACACGAGCUCCAAGUAGCCAGAUGCCACCUCUCCAAUGGGACCAUCAAGCACCAGACCCUCCGCGCAAGCACAGAUAGGCAGCCACGGUCCGGAUAAACGUCACAGCUAUUAUCCACAGCAAUUUACAGCCUUGGGAUGGGCAUGACAAGCUGUCUGGUGGAAGAGGAGACGGUGAUCUGGAUGUCGGCUGAUUUUCAUAGUCUGUUCGGGAUGUGCGACGGGUUCUGUGGGGCUGGUGGAGGAGGCCUCUGCUUUCACAUCUCAUCCGAAGGACUGACCGUCUGCAGUGUAUCCAAACUCUCCUCUGUGCUUGGCAAACAUGCAUGUUUGGCGCUGGCAGGAGAGACUGGCAGCGGUAACACAGAGACGCCGUCUCUGAAGUCUUCCUGUUUGGCUGCUUUCUCACAGUCAUCUGAGAUGGGCACCGAGGAGUCAGCGCUGGUAUCCUCUCCCUUGUAGCCCAGAUCCAUCCUGGUGUACAGUGGCACAGCCCACCCCAUGCCGGCAGAAGUGGCAUCGACAGCUACCGGGCACAGGCUGUAGAAUAAAGUGUAUUGAAUCAACAGCUAUCUGUGCUUAACAGCCUGUUUUAAAGAGCAAGCCUGGCAGGCAGGCAGAUGCCCAGGAUGAUACCAAGCACUGUUCCUCCUUGUCACUCCUGGUGGAUGAGCCAUCGAACAGGCUGAGGGUGCCGGCGCUGGAGCUGCCUGCUGCCUCCCACCUUGUGCUGAGGUGGAUGGAUGGACAAGGGGGGAUGGUGGGGCUGGUUCGCUGCCUUCCCUGGCUGCUGCUUUGCCUGCUUUAGGACUUGCUUUGAUGUGCAAGACGUUGCUAAUUCUGCUGCUUUUCAGAUACUUUCCUCCCUCGAUGCUGCCUGGGUGCUCCUUUCCACUGUAAGCGUGGGCGAGACAGGGUGGUGCCCAAGGGUGUCCCCUCUCCUGCGAGUGCUGGGGUGGCACAGGACAAACAGAACAGGGGUGUCGGGAGGGGACUGAGGAUUUGGAAAGGCAUUUGGGUGGCUAGCACAGUCCGGAGGAGAGGCAGGCUCCCCACAGAGAUCGCUGCGGGCAGCUCACCUGGUCCUGCCUUCCCUGCUUUAUUCACUGGUUAAAAAGCAAAAUCAAAAACUGGGGCUGGGUGGAUGUAUAGGGACACUUGCCUGCAUCCCAGUGAUAUUUUAAAGAUUAAAUAAUUUUAAACUACUUGAGAUACUCCCCGUGUCUUCUCAAAGUCCACAGUAAGGUGAGCAAUAAUAAAAUCCUGAAUAAAGCCAUAGAGAUUAGUGGAGGGACAUCUCAGUUGCAGGUUUAUCUUGCCCAAACUGCUGGAUAGCAGAAGAGGAGCAUGUGUAGAAUUGGUGUGAAGUUGAAGCUUCCUACUCAAAACACAAAAUUAGCCAACAUUUUUAAAAAAUACCAAAAUCUCUGGUAGGCAGUAGCACUCAGAUAAAAAAUAUUCAUGUCUUUAAAAUAACAACUGCUUUCUGCAGUGUAUUCUGUAAAUAAAAAGGGCAGCAAAGACACAGGAUCCAGAACUAAGUGCAGGUUCUCUCCAAACUCCAAGACCUUGUUUUUAAUGAAAAGGUAAAUUCAUACUCCAAAACAACAACCUUGCAGUACAUCUCUCACUUUCCCCUACAUUUAUCUCUAUCCUGUUUCUUUACACUUUGAGAGUGAUGGGGACCCUUGACAAAUUUAUGUUGCUUUUGGAGCUGUAGGACUCUGCAGCUCCAGAAGAUUCAUUUAUUUCUUGUUUUUAUAACAGUGUUGCAGUCAUUUUCCAGUUGGUCUGAGGAAAGGACCGCAUAGACCUGCUCAACCAAGAGCACCUCAGAAACCCGAGAGCAGCAUGGAGUCCCACGUGGUCUCUGUGCAAGAGCGAAGGUCAAGUUAUUUAUGGGCUGCUCCCAUCCCCCUCCUGCAGCUUGGAGUUUGAACACCCCACACCCAAAAAGGGGCUUUCCUCCCAUACUUUGCUCAGUGAUAGCACACUCCAGCCACGUUUCAUACCGUAAUGCCAGCAGGAAUGCCUAGCGAUAUCUUUCAGAAGGACCAAAAGCCGGGUCCCCAGCUGACAAUGCCCACAACAAGCAGCUCCCAGCAGCAGUACCUGUACUCGCUAGCAUUGGUAACCCGGACCACUUGGCCAGGACACUGUGGAGGUGACAGCUUAGCACUUCCUUCACUUCCUUUUGUUUUCCAAUCAAAUAGUCAAAAUCAGGUACCAAAGAUGAAAAUGUAUCUGCAGUGGGCCUAGAGCCACCGUCCUUGGUCCCUCUCCCACCAGAAAUCAGACAGCGGAUGAUGCAGAAGGGGAAUAUAGGGAGUGAAGAGCUGGCUGGCAGUGCUGGAGCUUUCUCCUCCUGUCCCUAUGAGCUGCAGGUCAGAAUUCAUCCCCUUGGGGAGUCCUCCUGAAGGUAGGAAUUCAGAGUGGAAUAAAUCCGCUCCAGUUCAAGCGGUGUGUGCAAGCCAGGACACAUAUGUCCCAGGAUUACCCGGCACAGCCUCUAAAUCCUCACUCUUUCGAGCAGAACAGAGUCCUGCUCCAGCCUCCGCAGGCCACAAGAUGUCAGGAAAAUGAAAUGAGAUGUUGUCCUUCCAGGGUCUCCUGGGCAGCUCGGGGAGCCAGGGACAAGGGUGGGCGCUCGGAUGAGAGCUGCUGGCCCCAUACACAUGCUCACAGAACUGGUCUCAUUUUCUUCGGCCACUGUUGCCACUCUCCAUUUUUGGAGAUUGUUUCAGAGAGAGGAGAAACGGCGAUUUAAGGCUAUAAAAAUACUUGAAGACUUAAAGAGGAUUUUUAUAUUGUCUAAAGCCAGGUGACUGAGACUGGUCAUCUCCAUCCAUUUAUAUUUUAGGCUGUCAUUGCACACGUCAUUUGCUCUUCACUCUCCCAUGGUAUCGCUUUUUUACUUGCCCCUGACAAUGUGGAGCACAGGAUUGAGGAACUGAUCCAGCUUAAAAUGAACCUUUUUUUUUUUUCUUUUCUUGCAAGCCUCAUUUUAACCCAGUUCUGGUGGCUGCUCUGAUCUGUCACUGUCAUAUAGACGCUUGUGCCAGCCAAGGGAAGGGCUGAUCCAGGAAAGGCAGAAAGCAGCUGGGAAAUUAAUGGCCUUAGUGUCAAAGGAGAAAUCAAGAAAGGAAAUCUGUGUCUCCUGCAGUGGUUCAGUUAGCAGAAAAGACGUGGCUUUUAAAUACACCACUACGGGUGUUACCCUUGCAGUGUCCCACAAGCAGUUUCUCUGACAGUCCUGGCACUGGAAAUGGACACAUCCCAUUUCUGCAGAUCCCAGAGGACUCAAGUGUUACAGAAGGGAAAGGGAGCAGAUUGGGAAAGGGACUCUGCUCCCAUUCAGCCACCAAACCGUAGCGGCUGGAGGCUCCUUGUUCAGCAGGCAAAAAGCAUGCCCUUCCCGCAGCUGCCUGCUACUGUAUAGGCACACGCUCACAGCAGUUUAACAGGAAUUAUUUUGACUGUGAUGAGCUAGACUGAGCCUUAAAAGUAGAGGCAAUAGAGAAUUGACUAAAAGUUCAAGCAUCGAUUGUCCACUCAGUCAACUGAGGUGUGUCAUACUCCACAGUUCCCUGGUAAGAGGAUUUGCUGCAGAAAAGGGGUUCUGUGCUUCAGGACCUGUGCUUUCAAAAAAUACGUAUUUACAGCUCUGGAACUGAUAAAACAUUUUUAAAAUGAAGAUAAUACACCAAGCCCCACUGUCCCUACCUGAUUCCUACUGCAAUCCCAGAAGCAUCUCUGGGACAUUCUUGUGUUUUGCCAAUUAAAAAAAAAAGUCAACUGCAGAUUGAAAGUUGGAAAAGGAAGCUGAAAAAGUGAUACAGGUUGAUAUUAACCUCAUAGUAACCCCAUGGAGGUCACUGCACAGUUAUUUUUUUCAUGUACAAUUUAAGAAAUAAAAUUAGCUGCUAUAGAUCCACUCCUGAUUUUUCACCCUGCUUCCCUAGAAUAGCUUACAAGUCCACCCGCCCUUCACGGCAGACCUCAACCUGCAGAAGAACCGAGUGGCCAUGUGCACGGAGGUUUGCUCCUGCUCAGGACAGACAGGUCUUCAGUCAAGCAUGGGUCAAACAAGAGUAAAAACAAGUUGGAGGAUGAGUGCCUGUCCUGGACACUUGCGUGUUCUAGGAAGGGAUGCCUGAGCUGAGACCGCUGAAGAGCCCUGCCCGGAGGAGGCACGUGGCUGUGUGCCCUUCUGCCCUGGUGACAGGCAGCCAUGUGGAGGUAGCCCCAAGUCCCGGCCACCCCUGGAGUCAAGCUUGGCAUGGCCUCUGCACAGCCCUGAGCAUUUGUCCCAUCACAGCAUUUCCUGACAGUUUACAUCCAGACCAAAUUGUUUACAGGGAAAAGAAGAAUGUGAACUAAACCAUAAAAAUCACUUGCUGCCAGAAUUUCGGAAGUUCCCUGGGACCAGCACCUGGGGAGCACUCUCUCGUGCUUACUCUCCAUGCAUGGUAUCUCGUGGGCUUAUGUACACAGUUUUUCUGACAGUGUUACACCAAGUAUGAUCUAUGUUAUAUUACUGCUGGUUUAUGACCUAUCUUACAGCUAAUGACCUGUUUUCUGUUAAAUGUAUAAAUAAAAUGUAAAUGCCAACCUGUUGAAGGUCAG
This is a messenger RNA of Aptenodytes forsteri (emperor penguin), 5362 nucleotides long. RefSeq names its product histone H2B 5. The record is from RefSeq and is a predicted model, not a curated record. Lineage: Eukaryota; Metazoa; Chordata; Aves; Sphenisciformes; Spheniscidae. Bases 375 to 755 code for a protein of 126 amino acids. Gene Ontology annotation, cellular component: nucleosome. The transcript has 3 exons. Gene Ontology annotation, molecular function: DNA binding; protein heterodimerization activity; structural constituent of chromatin.